AUGACAAGUGAAAUGAGAAGACGGGGCUUACAGCGUUCAAGCGAGGAGGAGGAGGUGAGAGACGGCCGAUCAGCCAGCCAGUUGGCCACAAACUUCCAGGCCCAUCUCUCUCUCCCCAUCCAACUUUCGGAGCGAUGCCGUCGAUCAGGAAGGACUGGGUCGAUCGACGAGGCCACAGACAAAUUGGGUCAAUUCGGGUUGUUGUUGUGUCCGGCCUUCCGAUGCUACGGUCAUCAGUUCUGCGCUUCCUGCGAGAAAUGA
Messenger RNA from Bursaphelenchus okinawaensis, 261 nucleotides. The record is from the annotation of a GenBank genome assembly. Lineage: Eukaryota; Metazoa; Nematoda; Chromadorea; Rhabditida; Aphelenchoididae.